AAACAUUGAACGAGAAAAAAGCAGAGAGAGAGAGAUGACGAUUUUGAAUUGAAACCCGCUCUACUCUCCAAUCCCACCACACCAAAUCCUUCAAAAAUGAAAACCCACCUCUAUAAUCAUAUCCUCUUUAAUACCCAGAUCUCAUUUCCUCUUUAAUAAGCAGAUCGCUAUUCUUCAGUUUGGCUCUGAUCAUCCUGCGAAUCCAUCGAUGUUCCCUGUUUCUUCUCGUAUCUUGUUUCCUGCAAAAUAAUUCGGUUCUCUCAGAUUGUUUGUUUCUCAUUCAAUUGUUAUAUUUUGGUUUCUCUUUCUUAUCAAAGUCUUGUCCCUUCUGGGUUGUUUUUCAAUCCUAUUUUCCCAUUGGCUGUUAUUUCUUUUCCUAAUUUGGGGUUAUUUUCCCAUUUCCAGCUUUGAUUCAAUUCAGGACUUUUUGUUCUUUUGAAGAUCUUUUAUCCGGCCAUCCCAUCAAUUCCUCCCAACUAUUACCGAUAUCUAAUCUCCCCAAUCCAAGUUUCUUUUAGUUCCCUGACAAUCCUUGCUGCCUUCCCUGCAAAAACCCCCAACUGGGUUCUCUUAUCCGUUGCCAAUGACAGGAAUUCAGAAAGACAGGGUGAGAUUCAAUGUCGGAGGUAAGAUAUUCGAGACAACCACAACGACUCUCGCCAUCGCCGGCCGGAACUCCAUGUUCGGAGCUAUGUUUGAUGACAACUGGAACCUGCGGCCCAACGAAACGGAGGAAUAUUUCAUCGAUCGUAAUCCGUCAUGCUUCGCCGUUCUCCUUGAUCUCUUGCGAACAGGAGAGCUGAACAUCCCUCCCAACAUGCCAGAGAGGCUACUGUACCGGGAGGCGCUCUACUAUGGCCUAAUUGAUCAUGUCCGAGCAGCCAGAUGGGGUCAAUUCGAUGGAAACAUGCUGAGGCUCGCCGGCUCUGUCGCGGGUCGAGCCCCCGGCGAUGGCACUGCAAUACGGGCAGGCCCUGAUGGUGGUUGCUGUGUUGCCCAUGGCAGUAUGGUGCAUGUCUAUAACUGGAUGCUUGAAGAAUAUCCACCUAUCAAUCUUGACUAUCAGAGAGUCAAUGAUGCUGGGUGGAUUGAUUCAGAUAAUAUAGUGAUUAGUGCUUGUGAAAGGUUAGGCAGGGGAGAUGGUGGGAUGGGUCUUUUCAGCUCAUCCUCUGGUGAUCUCAGAUACAAGUUUCAAGUGAGUCAUGAGAACCAGGUAAAGAGCUACACUGCUGGUGCUUUAAGCUUUAGUUCGGAUUACAAGAUUUUUGCAAGUUGUAAAGGUAGAAGCAAUGAGUAUGGAAUUGGAGUUUGGGACCAGGUCACUGGUAAACAGAUUGAUUUUUUUUAUGAAUCUCUGGGUUGGUCACUUGGAGAUGCUGACAAGCUUCAAUGGCUUCAAGGGAGCAACUGUUUGUUGGUAGCAACUUUGUUUCCUAGGAAGGACAACUGUUACAUUAGCCUGUUAGAUUUCAGAGAGAAAAAGAUGGUCUGGUCAUGGUCUGACAUGGGGGCUCUGAUAACUGUGGAUGAGAAGAGGGUUCGAGAUGCCAUAGCAAUGGAGGACACUAGUUCCAUAUGUGUUGUAAAUGAGUAUGAGGACUUGGGUUUCAUGGAUUUGAGGAGCACAAAUGGAAGCGUAAGAUGGAGCUCAAGGAGCAGGCUGACGAAAGGGAAGAUGACCGACGAACCCUGCUAUCCAAAACUGGCAUUGCACGAGGGCCAACUCUUUUCAUCCAUGAAUGAUAGCAUCUCUGUUUUUUGUGGGCAUGAUUGGGUAUUGACAUCCAGACUCCGAAGGAGCGAAGGAGGUUCUAUCUGUGAUUUUUCCAUUGGAGGGGAUAGACUCUUUGCUCUUCAUAGCGAAGAGAAUGUGUUUGACAUUUGGGAGACUCCACCUCCGCCAAUAAUGUGAUGAUGAUCUGAUUUUGGUUCUGCAAAUUGGUCCUCUGUAGUUUCUUUUGCAUUGUAGAGGAGGGUGUGUAGAUCAGGUAAAGGUAAUAAUAGGUUUGACAACUCACCAAGUAAUUUACUAGUUUAGAGCUUGAGUUUGUAUAUGGUGAGUUCAUAUUGAUACUAAAAUGAAUGAAUCUGAUUGGUUAAUUUACAGAAUUUAUAAGUAUUGAGAUUACUUGAACAA
Messenger RNA from Telopea speciosissima, 2137 nucleotides. Its product is annotated as BTB/POZ domain-containing protein At2g24240-like. Gene Ontology annotation, molecular function: protein binding. Lineage: Eukaryota; Viridiplantae; Streptophyta; Magnoliopsida; Proteales; Proteaceae. The record is from RefSeq and is a predicted model, not a curated record. Bases 584 to 1912 code for a protein of 442 amino acids. The transcript has a single exon. Gene Ontology annotation, biological process: protein homooligomerization.